This is a messenger RNA of Hypanus sabinus (Atlantic stingray), 7407 nucleotides long. RefSeq names its product adhesion G protein-coupled receptor F4-like. Gene Ontology annotation, molecular function: G protein-coupled receptor activity. Bases 662 to 3628 code for a protein of 988 amino acids. Lineage: Eukaryota; Metazoa; Chordata; Chondrichthyes; Myliobatiformes; Dasyatidae. Gene Ontology annotation, biological process: cell surface receptor signaling pathway; G protein-coupled receptor signaling pathway. Gene Ontology annotation, cellular component: membrane. The transcript is spliced from 16 exons. The record is from RefSeq and is a predicted model, not a curated record.
UUGGUGGAGACAUACGGAGGACUUCACGCUUUUAAACACCCGAAGGAAAGGAUAAUAUUUUUAAUAUGUGGAAGAAGUAAAUUUGCAUAGAUUUUAAUGAACACAAUGUAUUUAGUUAGAUAAAUACAUAAAUCAUAUAGGGUGUUGCUAGGUAACUUGUGCUGCUUCGUCCUUCUGUUUAGACUCAGGCAGCGGAACUAUAGUCACCAAAUAUGAACGUUCCAACUGUCAUGAUGAAAGAUAAAUCGGUGUCUUAGAGAAUCAAAACUUUGUGAUCACCACAAACACAUAAAAGUAAAUGGAAUGAGCCUCGGGUUGAGAAUACAUUCUCUGACUUAAAGGCUUUGCGCCAGAACUCACAGCUCCUCGGUCCCUGAUAUUGUUUUCCAGUAGCUGGUAGAUUUUGCCAGUGGGUAGUGCCGUGUUUGAGGGGGCAGGGCUUCAUUCGCCCGAAGUGCUUCUUCGCAGCAGACGAGGAAGUAGUUAUUUAAAAACGACAAAUCUCUUCAGAGGUUUCCCGCGAUCGGCACCGGUGGUGGGCAUUGAUCGGAAACAUCAUCUUUCAUUCCAGCGGAAAAAGAUUUCCAGCAUCUGCACUUUUUCGUUUUGACAUACAGGAAGGAUGUCUGAAUGACAUAAAUCCAGCGUAAAGACAAUUGUGAUGAUGCUAUCAUUCAGGCUUGUAAUACACUGCCUGUUGCUUAUUAUUUUCUGUCAACAUGUUGAAGUUGAAGUUAAAGUUGAUCAACUACAUAGCUCAGAUUCUCCUCUUCCAGUUGAAGAUAGUAUACUAACAGAAGCAAGUAAAAGCCAAAUUGUUCUCAACAGGCAAAAAAGAAAUGUCAAUCAACAGACCGCAUAUACUGUCGACGUUGAAUUAAGCAUACCUGAAAAUGGAUUUUCUCUUGACACACUGAAAACGAUCAUGGAUAAUCUAACCUAUCCAUUUUCAGUAUACAUUCAAAAUGGUAGCAGCGUCAAUGUUACCAGGAUCACUCCUACAACGGUCUGCCAGUUGGUGAACAAUGAAAUUCAAUGUACAUGCAUCAGUGAAUUUACUUGGAACUCAACAUUUUGUAGAACGUACGGUUCUUGCAGUGCAAAUACUACAGCAGACCAGACCUGUACAUGCAUCAGAGCCUACCCAGUAGAACGGCAAUUCUGUGAUCUGACACCCACAGUAAUAACACCCACACAAAGUACAUCAACAAGUACAUCAACAUCAACAAGUACAUCAUCAUCAACAAGUACAUCAACGUCAAUAGGUACGUCAUCAUCAACAAGUACAUCAACGUCAACAAGUACAUCAUCAUCAAGUACAUCAUCAUCAACAAGUACUUCAACGUCAAUAGGGACGUCAUCAUCAACAAGUACAUCAACGUCAAUAGAAAGUAAAACAUAUGCAUUGAUUAUUGAAAAUCUGAUCUUCACUAAUGAACUGAAAAAUUCUUCCUCGGCCGAGUAUAAAAGUCGUUCAGCAGAAUUCACUUCAUUGCUUAAUAAAGCAUACAGAAAGGUGGAUCAAAGCGCUUUCGUAAAAGUUUUGGGAUUCUCAAGUGGGAGCACCAUUCUGGUUCAUCAAGUAUUCUCUAGCUUGUCUCUGACCGAAGAUGUUGUGAAAGCAGUGGAUGAGACUCUUUCUGAAGGAAACUACAGAACAAAGUUUUUACCAAAAGACAAAAUUCCAUGCACUGAUAGCGAAUUUGGAACGACAAAAUUUAAUUCUACUGCAGAAAUCCCCUGUAUGGGAACGAAAGGUGUCAGGAGAAGAAGAUGUGGAAAGAAUGGGCAAUAUGAGGAUGAACAUGAUUUCUGUCUAAUACCUGAAAUUCAUCAACUUCUUGAGAAGACUCCUGCUGAAGUGACAAAGAAUUUUUCCAGUCUUCUUCAUGAAUUAUCUACGGCCUCACGUAAGCAAAACAUCAGCAAACCUGGAAAUGUAGAAGCUGUCGUAACCAUCCUGACGAAAUUUUCAGAAGUAAAUAAUACUGUUAAUGAAACAGAUUUGCAGAAUUUCUUGGAAGCUGUAAACUCCGUGAUUUCUCAUGAAUCAAUAGAAACCUGGGGUAUUCUCUCCAGCACGAAAGAUCAAACUAUCAGUUCUAAAUUAUUACAGUCAGUGGAGACAUUUAGUCGUCGUCUCAACCUGACGAAUAACACCUUAGAUGUUGAAAAGAAGAAUCUACAGCUCAGAGCUACUAAAAUUGACAGCCGUAAAACAAAAAGCCCCUUUAAUGUAACCUUCCAUAAUUUUAGCACUGAAGGCUACACCAAUUUAUCUACUAAUUUAAUAAUUCCCACUGAUGAACUUGAAAAGUUGGUAACCAACGUAGUUGUCACAAUUGCAUAUCCAACAUGGAUUGAUAUCUUACCCAGCAAUACAAACUUUGAAGGAGAUUUCUCAAUUAAUGGUCUUGUCGUGACAAUAACAUUAAGUAAUAAGAAAUCAAUUAACAUUAAGAUGAACUUCUCAGCAAGAAACCCUACACUUGAUUUUAACUCUGCCCAAUGUGCAUUUUGGGAUUUUACUCUUAAUGGUACAUGGAAUAAUGAUGGCUGUACACCGGAACAUGAUGGAGAAAACAUCAUUUGUAAUUGUGAGCAUUUAACAUCCUUUUCCAUUUUAAUGUCCGCUAAGCCAGUGAAGGACAGUAUUCUGAGUUCUAUAACCCAAAUUGGAGUUGCUGUUUCUCUAGCAAGCUUAAUAAUAACCAUCAUUAUAGAAGCAGUGGUAUGGAAGCACGUGACCAAGAGUAAAACAUCACAUAUUCGCCACGUGGCAAUUCUGAACAUUGCUAUCAACUUGCUGAUAGCAGAUGUAUGGUUUAUUGUGGCAGCCUCCGUAAAAGAAGGUUCAGGAGCUUGUGUGGCUGCAACCUUUUUCAUUCAUGUUUUCUACCUCGCCUUAUUCUUUUGGAUGUUCACCCUUGGCCUUCUACUUAUGUACCACCUGGUUUUCCUAUUCCACGAUUUCAGCAAAUCUGUUUUGAUGGGAAUCUCAUUUGGCAUCGGCUAUCUGUGUCCAAUAAUAAUUUCUGUCAUUACAAUCGGAGUUACCUAUCCACAGGACAGUUACAUAAGAAAAGAUGCCUGUUGGCUCAGUUGGAGGGAAAAAUAUCCGCUACUUGCUUUCAUUAUACCGGCUUUGUCUAUCAUCGCAAGCAACGUUAUUGUUCUAGUUGUGGUCAUAUUCAAGCUCCUACGACCAACAAUUGGAGACAGGCCCAGGAGCCAUAAUGAGGAGAAGGAUACAAUAAAACCAAUUGUGAGGAGCAUUGCAGUGCUAACCCCAAUCCUUGGACUCACGUGGGCAUUUGGAAUACCAACCUUUAUGGAGGACUCCCAUAUUGCUUUCCAUUAUAUAUUUACAAUUCUCAAUGCAUUUCAGGGUUUCUUUAUUUUGGUCUUCGGAACAUUCAUGGAUAAAAAGGUGCGAGAGGCUCUAUUGAAGAACUUCUCAUUGACUGGAUUUUCUUCACGAUCAAGGACAGUACAGAGUGCUUCCACAGGAAGAUUUACCUCCAAGCAUGGAAUUGCAGUUCCUGGGAGAAGAAAGAAGCUCAAUAUUUCAGGUCACUUGCAUUCAGAUAGCAAGGACAAAUUCCUGAGCUAUUCUACUCUGAGUUAACUGCUGGAGCUCGGAAGAUAAAACUGACUCUUCAGAUGCAGAGGAAAAUUCAUUACAAUCUUAACAAAACCCAUUUCAGCAGUGAAUUAAGAAGAAAAGAUGAUUUAUGACAGAAGUUUCAAAACUGUAGAGAAUGUUUGGCAUGUAAUUAAUAUUAUCAAAAGGAUAAUCAAUUUUUUCUUUGUAUUCUAGGGUAAUAAUUAAUACUAAUGUGAAGAAUAAGCACAUUGUGGAUAAUAAAAACAAUUAUCCAUUGUAUUGUAUAGAUUGGCAUAAGAUUUUGCCAUUAAUUAAAGAAUUCACACAUAGAUUUUUCAAACUGGGUAAUUUGCUUUUGUUUAUUUUUUUCAUUUUAGUUAGCUAUAUUUGUGUACUGCUUAUUUUGUCUGAUUACAGGUCACUCCCCCUACCUCUCCCCAACAGCCAGUGCAAUCUCAGGUAUAUUCUUUAUCUCCUAUAAUGAAUCUGCUGAAUUUCUCAUGGCUUCUUGGGUUUUGUACUUUUCUAAAAGCAUAGGAUUACUCUCAGCCUCUAUAAUUUGCUUUGUUUCUCAUUGGAAAGGCGUAGAACUUUGCAGAAACACUUCUCAGGCCCAUUGGACAUUGUUACCUUCCUUUACUAACCUUCUUAUUGAAUACACCACAGAUCAGCAUGAAGAUAUCAUUUGGGUGUACAGAAGAUAAUAGUAUUCCAUGGGCGAGGACAAUGAAAUAAAAAUAUGGGUAGGAAAGGGGAUAUAAAUUUGCCAUAGUAUCCACUUUUGAUUGCUGUUCCCUGAACCCUGCUGUAACAUUUACUUGUUUGGAAGCUGCGUGAUGUGACAGGAGGAGGCUUUGGUGUGAUUGAGUUGCCUGUUGUCACUUACCGACCAAGUUCACACAUCCAUUCAUCCUCAGUAAUAUGACUCUAUUUGGUUUGUCUGGGUUUAGAGUUAAAAAAUUAAAGGGUCUUUUCCAUGUUUUUUCAAACAGGAUUGAUUAAUUCCCAAAUCCUAUCAACAAUACCAUUUAAAUUCAUCAAUAUAAGUCAGUCGCGUAUUCCUCUCACUUCAUUAUUUUUUCAAUUCAUACACAUGAUUUAAUACUUCUUGUGAAGCCAGGAGCAAAGCAAUGGUUCUGAAUGAGCCACACAGCCUUCUCUAGAGCAUUUCUGUUGGCUUAGCAUAUGUCACAUCGAGAAAAUAAUUCAUUAAAUCAACUCAUUAGGUGGAAUCAAAACAUUUCAAGUGCCCUCUAACUAACAAAUGCAACAGUAUGAUAGGUUAUAGUUCGAAUUACUCCUACCACAGUGCAAUUGUUGCCUUGUUCUGUUUGUUCGACAUCAUUACUGCUCACUGUGUUCUCCUGUUUCUGGGCUUCCACAUGUCUCACAUUGUGGUACCUUCUACAAAUUUGUGUGUUCAUUCCACAGCAAGAUUCAAUUGAAUGGUAGAUCACUCACUGUUGAGAGGGAGCAGGAUGCUCAUUCAAUAUGAAUUUCCGAACUUUCUGGCUGUUAAUUUGAAAUUAUAGAAUAUUGCUCAUAUUAUUGAAUAUUGAUAGAUCUAGAUAGAGUGGAUAUGGAGAGAAUGUUUCCUUUCGUGGGGGAUUUUCGGACCAGAGGGCACAGGCUCAGAAUACAAGGAUGUCACAUUAGAACAGAGAUGAGAAAGAAUUCCUGUAGUCAGAGGGUGGUGAAUCUGUGAAAUUCAUUGCCACAGAUGGUGAUGAAGGCCAAGUCACUGUGUAUAUUUAAAGUGAAGGUUGAUAGUUUCUUGAUUAGUUACAGCAUCAAAGGUUAUGGAGAGAAGGCAGGAGAAUGGGGUUGAGGGGGAUAAUAAAUCAGUCAUGAUAGAAUGGCAGAGAAGACUGGAUAGGCUGAAUGGCCUAAUUCUGCUCCCAUGUCUUAUGGUCUUAAAUGCUGUUUGAAUUAAUGGGUAGUGCAACAAUAAUAUUGAGUUGUAUUCUGUUGAGUCUUUCGAUUACAUGACAUUUCAAGAUGCAUUUUGCUUUCCCUUUGGAAAAAUUCCCAGAUAAAUGUUAGUUUAGUGCUUUUGUUUCAAAGCAUGAUAUAAAGGAGAACAUCCUGGGAAUCAAAGAUAAGGAGAAAUGACUUUAUUUGGACGGUGAUGAAUCUGUGGAAUUCAUUGUCACAAAUGGCUGUGGAGGGCAAAUGAUUGGGUACAUUUAAAGCAAAUGUUGAUAGGUUCCUGAUUAGUAAGGGCAUCAAAGGUUACAGGAAGAAGAAGGGCAAUGGAGUUAAGUGGGAAAAUAAAUCCGGCAAGACCAAAUGGCAGAGCCGACUCGACAGGCCAAAUGGCCCAAUUCUGCUCCUAUGUCAUAUGGUCCUAUGUCUAAUUCGCAGCUUGAUCAGUUGUGGGUGCUAGUAAUAGGUAAUUAUCAAUCCAAAUUAUUGGUCAUGUAUGUAUGAAUAGAUUUCAGUUCUGCUUUUAUCUUGCACUCUACUUCACCGCAAUACAAUUAUUUAUUAAUUUGAAUUUUCUGAACAAUCUCAUUCACCUGCUGAAGACUAUAAGAUAUAGGAGCAGGAUCAGUAAUUCAGCUCAUUGACUCUGUUCCGAUAAGCCAUCCAAAAGUAGAGCUUAGAUAUUUGGUAUGGAUGAACUGAAUUAAUGGAAGAUGAUGAAUUAAUAAUUAUGGUAUGACUGUGUCAGCCCAUUGAAUUCUGAUAACUGAAGCCACAGAAGGAAUAAAAUUAAAUUUUAUUAAUAGCUGAUUUAUAUAAAUUUAACAAUAUGAUUAUGUUUAAAUACUCUUGAGUACUGAGGAGAGAUCUGAUAGAAGUAGAUAUUGAUAGGGUAGACAGUCAGAAGUAGUGUAGAAAUACCAAACACCAGAGGAUAUAAUUUUAAGGUUAGUUGUUAAAGUUUUUUUUAAUUGAUUUUUUAAUGCAUUUUCUAUGACACUACAAACUAAAACAAAACCCCAAAAACAAAAUAGGAAAUUAGUUCAGUGCAAGAUAAACAUACAAUAGUAAUAUAAUACAAAAUAAAAUAAUUGAAAAAGCACCCGUUGAAGUCGUGUAAAAUUAGUGUCCACCCCCAACCCCACAAAAAAAACUGCAGACCAACCAAAACAAAAUGUAGAAAAUAUAAAUCAGAACAUUGAAACCCCCAAAACUGUAAAUACAAUUGAAAACAGAAGAUAAUAAUGCCUACUACCAAAAAAAAAAAGCUGAAAGCAAGGUUUAAGGUUGAUAUGAGGGGCAAGUUUUUUUCUGCACAGAAUUGGUUACUGGGUAGUGGAAGCCGGCAGUUUGCUGGAUUUAAAUAGAUGCAUGAAUAUGAAUGGAAUGAAGGAAUAUGAAGUAGGUACAGGAGGAGGACAUUUAGUACCAAUUGGCAUCAAGAUCUGUACAACGCUAUUCUAUGUUCAAUGUAUUAUAGCAAUUUUAAACUGUUAGAGAUAAUUAACAAGGUUCAAAAAACUCCUGUGAAAAGCAUUUUUGUGGCAGAUGGAAGCAUGUUGUUGCUUUCAUACUUCAAAUUCCCUUUAAUAAUAUCUUAAGUAUUGAAAAAUAUGUUUGUUUAAAAAUAAUUUUUAUGUUAGGGGACCUUUUAACAACAAAGAGUUAUGAAUGGAGAAAACUUUUGUAAAAAGUCAUAGUAGCGGACACCUGUCAUUGUACUCUGUUCCUCUUCGUGCCUUACUAUUCUACUUUAUGGUACUUGUGAAUACAGAAAACAAUUGUAAUAGAUGUGAUGUAACGCUAAAUAAGUGAUAUGCUGUCAAUCAAUAAAAUCAAUGUAAAGUGAAUGUAAUAAACAUAUUGACUGGCAG